GGAUGGAAGAGAGAGAGAGAGAGUGUGUAAGGGGGAGGGGUGGUGAUGCAGAGCUCCUUUCGAUUCAUCAUUGUUAAUUCCUAAGCACUUCCCUCCUCCUCCUCCUCCCUCCCUCCCCCCCAAAAAAAAUUAAAUCAUAUAUCCGUCUAUACAUUCAACGGACACUUACACUACAAUACAACAUCCAGAUGUCUGUACAAGGAGCAACACAAUAGGGUGACAACGACGACGACGACAUUGGUAACGGAAUUCGGAAACUUGACGUGCGUGCGUGCGAGCGAGGCACAAAGGGAAGACCAGGAAAACAACAGCAGCAGCAGCAAGCAAGCAAGGUCGGGAAUCGGAAAACGACCGCGGAGUUUUGCAGCAUGCCGCGCGCCUAGACUAUGACCUGCAGCUGUGCUCGCAGUGCGCUGGACUCGAGCGGGCGUCCUCUGCAGAGCUGCGUCGUGGCAACAUGAGCACUACGGGGAGGAGGAUGAUGAAGGUGGUGGUGGUGGUGGUGGCCGUGAUGGUGAUGAUGAUGACCGCAGUGGUGAGCGCUGCCCGGGCGGAAACGUCGACGGCGGGACCGACGGGCCGAGGCGGGAGCCAGUGUCAGGGAGCUUUCGAUCUCUACCUCGUCUUGGACAAGUCUGGGAGCAUUCAACACCACUGGGGUGACAUCUACCACUUUGUGGAAAAAUUGGCAGAGAAAUUUGUAAGCCCCCAGCUGAGGAUGUCCUUCAUUGUUUUCUCCACCCAUGGGACUGUGGUCAUGCCCCUAACAGGAAACAGGGAGAAAAUACAGCUGGGCUUGGAGGAGCUGAACCAGGUGCAGAUCGGAGGAGACACCUGCAUGCAUGAGGGGUUUGCUCGCGCGAGCGAGCAGAUACAACAAGAGUUUUAUUACGGCGAAAAGGCUGCCAGCAUAAUCAUCGCGCUCACUGACGGGGAGCUCACGGAAUAUUUUUUCUCCUAUGCAGAAAGAGCGGCCGAUCUGGCUCGGCAACAAGGAGCCAUGGUCUACUGUGUGGGCGUCAAGAACUUUAACUACACGCAGUUGGCCCGUAUUGCAGACACCAAGGAGCACGUCUUCCCGGUGCAGGGAGGCUUCCAGGCUUUGCGAGGAAUCAUCGACUCGAUUCUGAAGAAGUCGUGCACCGAGAUCUUGUUGGCAGAACCUUCGAGCGUCUGCGCUGGAGAGUCGUUCCAAGUGGUCGUCAGGGGCAAUGGAUUUUCCCAUUCGAGGAACACGGAGCAGGUCCUGUGCAGCUUCAAGAUUAACGACUCCGUCACCAUCACGGAAAAGCCCCUGGAGCUACAAGACAGCUACCUCUUGUGUCCCGCGCCGACCUUGCAAGAUACCGGAGAGCAGGUUUUCCUCCAAGUGAGCAUGAACGAUGGCCUGACCUUCAUUUCCAGUUCAGUUACCAUCACAGCCACCCACUGCUCGGACGGAACCAUUCUGGCUAUCGCCUUGCUCAUCAUCUUUCUCCUGCUGGCCCUGGCCAUCUUCUGGUGGUUUUGGCCGCUGUGCUGCACCUUGGUCAUUAAAGAUCCACCGCCACCACCAGCGAUCGUCGAGGACUCGUCAGAUGAUGAAAUGCCCAAGAAGAAGUGGCCAACGGUGGACGCGUCUUAUUACGGGGGCCGUGGAGUUGGAGGCAUUAAGAGAAUGGAGGUGCGCUGGGGGGAUAAGGGCUCCACCGAGGAGGGCGCCAAGCUGGAGAAACCCAAGAACGCCGUCAUCAAGCUCCCCGAGGAGGAGUUCGAGCCGCUCCGAACGGGCCCCAGCAAACCCAAGCACCAACGGCAGCCGCCACGCAAGUGGUACACUCCCAUCAAGGGGAAGCUCGAUGCCAUCUGGGUGCUUUUACGGCGCGGCUACGAUCGGGUGUCUCUCAUGAGACCGCAGCAGGGAGACAAGCCCUUCUUGCCACCCUGAGGUUAUUUUCGGGCUUUCCCAUUACCAUGAUUCCCGCAUUUGGCUCGGAUGAGCGCCGAGGCUGGGACGAUGGUGGAGGCUGUCAGAGGGUUCGCACGUGAAUUCCCCAACCGCUCGUGACGUGCCGCCCGGGAUGUGUCCAGCAGUGGGAUUAAUGCCUAUCCCAUGUGACAAGUGUCGGCUCCUAAAACCGUGAGCAAUUAAGGCCAAGCCCUCUCUGCUGCUGUUGAUGCACGUUGUUUGCUGACCUCUCCAAAGUAAAUGGCCGGACCAGGGGUCAAUCAUUACAAAUUAUAACAACUGCAAAUUUGUGAUGGAUUGUGGUCGCAUUGUAAUUGGAAAUGUACAUUACUGUUUGUAAUUGUCGUUAUAAUUGUCCCUGGGGACUGGUAAUGGCGCUUCAUUAACACCAUGUAUCUGUCCAGUCGCUUUGUGUGUCUGAAAUUUGUGGCACAGGCCUGAGAUAUUGAUGAUUUUGGAGGUUGGUGUGGUGUUGCUGUGCAGAUGUCGUUGUGUGCGAGACCCCCAUCCUACAGGGACUGUGAAAUGGCCCGUGGAAGGGAAAGAUAUGAAGUAGGUUGCCGAGCUCGCUGUAGAUAGUUGAAUCUUAACUUCGUUGUAGAUGUAGGUUUUUUCCCUCUGUUUCUUUCCACGUGGAAAAAUACUCAAAUUGUUCAAACGUUCCAAUGCUGCAGGAUCCUUGUGACGAGGAAUCUUGACUCGGCGAGGCCUUGCUAAGUAAAUACAUCUCAUGAAAUAUAUUGCAGCGACGUGGUGGGCAGUAGAUGGCAGUGCGGAAAAAAAAAUACAUUGUUGUACCGUACUGAUAUGCUCCCGCAACUUUGCUUUCUUGCUUCACUAACCCACACUGACCGGAAUGAUGGCGUAUAAUAAAGUAAUCCCCCGCCACAGCCUUCAUAGUUUAGGGAGACCCUCAUCCAGCAGUACAUUGACAAAAUGGGCUGUACAUGUACACAUGUAAAAAUAUAUUUGGAUUAUUGUCACCUGGUGAACUGUUCCCUUUAGAGAAAGAAAGGGCGUCAUCUGGUGUUAAACUAUUGAGUCAACUCCAGAAGUAAUUCUGUGUUCCCAUUUUCUGAGCUCGUUUUCAGACACGAUGGACAAGUUCCAGUAAGAGUCUUCUCAUCAUCCAAUGGCGACAUUACUGUACUCCCAUCACAGUACAAUCGAGACGUCAUCGGUGAUAUAAUUGUCCCUUGACAUCCAAACUUAUUUCCCCAAAUCCACGAGCGAUUAGAUCUCGGGCCCAAACUCUGCAAAGAACCACGCCGUCAGCACCGAUGUUGCUGCUCGUCUCGAAGGGCAGUGAUGGCUCCACGCAAGAGCAUGUGUGUUGGUGGUUUAGUCAAACUGCGGGACACAUGGCAUGGGAUAACCAAAAAUAUUCUAUCGUCAAACGUUUCCACUUGUCAGUGUGGCUAAAUCUCAAACACAUGUCCGUGU
This is a messenger RNA of Petromyzon marinus (sea lamprey), 3391 nucleotides long. Its product is annotated as anthrax toxin receptor 1-like. The record is from RefSeq and is a predicted model, not a curated record. Lineage: Eukaryota; Metazoa; Chordata; Hyperoartia; Petromyzontiformes; Petromyzontidae. Gene Ontology annotation, molecular function: transmembrane signaling receptor activity. Gene Ontology annotation, cellular component: plasma membrane; cell surface.